Molecule: messenger RNA, 1411 nt
Organism: Lotus japonicus
Lineage: Eukaryota; Viridiplantae; Streptophyta; Magnoliopsida; Fabales; Fabaceae
Product: probable inactive receptor kinase At5g58300
Exons: 3
Coding region: 139-1191 (350 amino acids)
Biological process (GO): protein phosphorylation
Molecular function (GO): ATP binding; protein kinase activity
Source: RefSeq, a predicted model, not a curated record
AUUGCAAACUGUCCUUACAUCAUGUAUCUUCCAUUUGACAUGCACCCUCCCAAUCUCACUGCCCUAGAAGUACUGACCAUAGAUGGUUGUCCUGAAUUAUGCCAAAAGUAUCAACCACAAUCUGGUUAGUACUGGCCCAUGAUUGCUCACGUAAAAAAUGUUACCAUUGGGGUGGGGAACCAACAAGAGAGAAGGAACAACGUUCGUCAUGGUCAUCAACUUGAAGUGCAAGAAGCGGAGAAAACCAAGCUGGUUUUCUUUGAAGGCUCCGCUUAUAAUUUUGAUUUUGAAGAUUUGCUGAGGGCUUCAGCUGAACUUCUUGGAAAGGGUAGUUAUGGUACUACAUAUAAGGCUAUCUUGGAGGAGUCAACAACAGUUGUGGUGCAAAGGUUGAAAGAAGUUGGAGUAGGCAAGCGGGAAUUUGAACAGCAGAUGGAGAUCUUGGGAAGGAUAGGACAGCACCCGAAUGUGCUGCCUCUUCGCGCUUAUUAUUAUUCAAAAGAAGAGAAGCUUUUGGUUUAUGACUAUAUCCCAAAUGGCAAUCUAUCUUCCCACUUGCAUGGUAAUAGAGCAGGUGGAAGAACUCUAUUAGAUUGGAACUCCAGAGUAAUAAUCUCUAUUGGAAUUGCCAGAGGAAUUGCUCACUUACAUUCAGUUGGCGGUCCGAAAUUCACUCAUGGAAAUAUCAAAGCCUCAAAUGUCCUCCUUAACCAUGAUAAUGAUGGCUGCAUUUCUGAUUUUGGCAUGACCCCACUCAUGAAUGUUCCUGCAACCCCUUCUAGAGCUGCAGGUUAUCCUGCUCCCGAGGUGAUUGAAACCCGGAAGCACACUCAUAAAUCAGACGUGUACAGUUUUGGUGUGAUCCUUCUGGAAAUGCUUACAGGGAAAGCGCCACAACAGUCUCCGGGACAUGAUGACAUGGUUGAUCUCCCUAGGUGGGUCCAGUCUGUUGUUAGGGAGGAGUGGACAGCCGAGGUAUUCGAUGGGGAGCUAAUGAGGUACCAAAAUAUAGAAGAAGAAAUGGUGCAAAUGUUGCAAAUCGGCUUGGCAUGUGUGGCGGAGGUUCCAGAUAUUAGACCAAGCAUGGAGGAAGUAGUGAGAAUGAUAGAAGAGAUCCGGCAAUCUGACUCAGAGAAUCAGCCAUCUUCCGACAAGAACAAAUCCAAGGACUUAAAUGUUCCAACUCCAUGAUUAACCUUUUUUUCUUGUGUUCAAAACAUUGAAUUCAAUGGUAUAUAAGAGUGAAUGAAAUACUUGUCUCUCAGAUGGAAUUACUUUUGUUUUGUUCAGUAGGAUGGUUUAUUUUCUUGAAAUUCUUAUGUAUUAAAGUUGUGAAUUUGUGAUUCAAUUCAUGAUUUUCAUUGAAGAACAAUUUGUUGAUCUUUUUUAACUGUUAUGCUGGUUGUUGACA